Molecule: messenger RNA, 2086 nt
Organism: Haliotis rufescens (red abalone)
Lineage: Eukaryota; Metazoa; Mollusca; Gastropoda; Lepetellida; Haliotidae
Product: cation channel sperm-associated protein 1-like
Exons: 6
Coding region: 194-1258 (354 amino acids)
Biological process (GO): removal of superoxide radicals
Molecular function (GO): superoxide dismutase activity; copper ion binding
Source: RefSeq, a predicted model, not a curated record
CCAGACUCGGUGGUGGACGUUUGCUGACACGGGGUGUUUUGUUCUUCAUUUGACCUGACCAUAAAGGCUAGCUAGUCAGUGUCAUAGGACAGUGUGGUGUGCUGACCAACGCAUCUGGCACAUAAACAACUGCUUGGAGACAUUCUUGAUCGAGCUUUGGGUUUUGAUUUUGGAAAAUAUUGUCUUGUGCAAUAUGUGGAAGUUGUUUGUUAUUCUCAGUGUAGUGGUGUUCCUAGGGGUGAUGAUGGAGACUGAUGCAAAGAACACAAAAAGAAGGAAGCUCCAGAAACCGGAAUCUGGUGAUGCAGCAGCACUUCAGUCACUAAAGAAGAACAUCUCCAGUCUGUGGACAGAAAUGCACAAGAAACUGGAAUCACGUGUAAUGGUCCACGUGCACGGAAUGGGGGAUGACCAUGCAGAAACGCAUGCAGGUCAGGAUGGGACGCACGUGCAUAUACAUCUGCAUAUGGACGACCAUCAUGGUGGUCAUGACGACCAUUACGAGGACGACUGUGACGAGGAGUAUCACCAUGGUAGCCACGAAAGUCAUGAAGAAAGCGACGAAAGUCAUGCUCAUAACGACAGCCACGAAGGUCAUGAUCACCGUGGUAGCCACGAAGGUCAUGAAGGUCAUGGUCAUCAUGGUAGCCACGAAGGUCAUGGUCAUCGUGACCAUCACAGGGGAUGUCGGGGAAGAAAACGAAACGCCUAUAUAUAUGGUCGAUGUAACAUGGCUAUGGGCAAUGAACCUUCUAAAUCCGGGCCACGCAACAAUAUUACUGGCGCAGUCUACUUAAGGCAAAAGGUUCGCGGGCCACUGGAGAUACUGCUUGAACUGCGGGGAUUCUACGUACCAAGCGGCCAUUCUGACCAUUCUGUUCAUAUGCAUGGAUUCCACGUGCAUGAAUUUGGCGACUUUAGCGCCGGCUGUACGUCAUCCGGCGGCCACUACAACCCCGACGGUGGCGAUCACGGGGGUCACGAUUCAGAAAAAAGACAUGCCGGUGAUUGGGGAAACAUUUCUUGUGAUGACGCAGGGGAGGUACACAUGAACAUGACAGAUAAGUACUGCGACCUCUACGGACCCCACUCCAUCAUCGGCAGAGGCCUUGUGGUCCAUGAGACCGCAGACCACCUUGGGCGAGCACCAAUGGGCACCAAAAAGAUGAGCGGACAGACUGGAUAUGGAAACGCAUGCUGUACAAUCGCGAGGACUGGCACGCUGGACUGGGAAAUGCUGCUUAAACAUAAGCACUAGGAGUAGAAGACCAAGGUCCACGUUUGACAGGCCUUGGACCUAGAAUAACAUCCCUGAAGACAUAUUUGCAGCGUCAGUAGUCGUGUGUCGAUGCUAAUGGUAGAUGUGCCAGACGGUCAUUUUCGUUUAUUAACUUGUAACCCUAAUUCUGUUCAAUACCAUCUAUUGAAUAAAUAGCUUGCUUUCCAAACAUUUCCAAACUUUGCAAAUAAGCCUUUUCAAAACUAAAAUACCAUAUUUCAAAACCUUGGAAUGACGAUAUUACCAAGUAUUGAAUUGUUUGGAAAGUUAUUGAAUUGUCUGAAGGGUUGUGGAAAGGCUUGAAGAGGCGAGCUAUUUCUUGGACAAUGAGCGUAAAGGUUUUCAGACCUGUAAGCUAUUUCUGGACAGUUUUUCCACCUUCCCUCUAAGCUUGGAAAAGUUGCUUUUCUUCCAGGGGCUUGUGAAUGUAUGCCUGUUUACCUUAUAUAUACUAGUAAGUAGCAUGACCAACUGCGAUGACCUCUGUCAAAUUCCCUUCUUCCCGAGGCAAGGGAGUUAACUGACAAUAAAAGUCCAGUUGCAACGUGGAAACUGUUCAGUUAACGCCCUUGCCUCGGGAAGAUGUCAAAUUCCUUGGCUGGUGUUACAUUACAUUUAUUACCAGAAGUACACUCGUGAAUAGUUACAAUGAACACACGAGGUGUUAGAUCUAUGGAAGAGCUCUCGAUUCUUGUUUCCAGUGUAUUUCGUGAAGGUUACGGCCUAGGUCAGCGACAUUCUUUAUUUCGCUUUCUAUAUAGUGUGCGCUUGUAUGAAAUCUAUGAAAUAAAAUUGUUUUGAAGAGCC